Molecule: messenger RNA, 1676 nt
Organism: Oryza sativa Japonica Group (Japanese rice)
Lineage: Eukaryota; Viridiplantae; Streptophyta; Magnoliopsida; Poales; Poaceae
Source: RefSeq, a predicted model, not a curated record
UCGGUGGGGGAGAAAAGUAUACAACGCCCGCCGCAAGAAAAGCUCGGAGCCCACCGUCCCCCGAUCCCGACCGCGACCCUCCAAUGCUCCGCAGCACGCGGCCAUGGCGUUCCUCAAAACCCUGAACCCUCUCCUCCGCAGAAGCCCCACCCCGAUCCCGAACCCCCGCUCCCUCCUUUCCCUCGACGCCUUCCUCGCCGCCUCCUCCCCCACCGCCGCCUCCCACGCCACCGCGCCCGCGCCCUUCGCCGCCGCGGCGCACCACCACGUCCCCAUCCGCUCGGGGGGCCCGCUGUUCCUCUCCUCGCCGCCAUGGAUGCUCUCCCAGUCCGCCACGCCGCUCACCGCCGCGGCCGCCGCUCUCCGCGCCAGGCUCCGGAGGGCCCGCGCGCUCGCCGGCGGCGGCGCCCAGGCUGUCGCGGACGCCGUAGGGUGGGAGCCCAGGCGGAUCUCCAGAGAUGAGAGCGAGGUGGCGGAGGCGGUGACGGGUGGAAGGGAGAGGUUCCUGAAUCUGCCCAAUCUGGUGUCGAUUGGACGCAUGGCGUCGGGGCCGGUUAUUGGAUGGAUGAUUGUGAAUGAAUGGUAUCUUCCUGCUUUUGGCACAUUGGCUUUGUCUGGUGCAAGUGAUUGGUUAGAUGGCUUUUUAGCGAGAAAGAUGGGCAUCAAUUCUGUGUUUGGAUCUUAUCUGGACCCAUUAGCUGAUAAGGUGUUGAUUGGCUGUGUUGCCAUAGCAAUGGUUGAAAAAGACCUCUUACAUCCUGGGCUUGUUGGCUUGGUUGUUGUAAGAGACUUGCUCCUUGUGGGUGGUGCUGUCUACAAACGAGCUUCCAGUCUGGGAUGGAAGUGGAACAGUUGGUCAGACUUUGUUAACUUAGAUGCAAUUCACCGUGAGAAGGUCAAACCUCUUUUUAUCAGCAAGGUGAACACAGUUUUCCAAUUGAUGUUGGUUGCUGCUGCUCUCCUCCAGCCAGAAUUUGGCACAGAGGAGACUCAGAAUUAUAUUACAGUGUUGAGCUGGCUUGUAGCUUCUACAACAAUUGCAUCCACAGUAGGUUAUGGUAUCAAAUAUCGUCAGAUUAGACCAAGAAGAUGACGGCUGUUGCGUGUGUUUGUUUCAUCGCUGAUGAGAACAUCACGUCUUUGUUGUUGUUUGUCAAGCAUUUGGAGCAAGACACUGAAGGAAGAGGCCAGACUUCUGAAUGAAUCAGCUGAUGCUUUAUAUGUUAGGCCUAGGAACACUAGUUAGAUUUGGAAGUUUUUUUUCAUAAUAUCACUGUUUUUUUGGCUAAGAGCUCAGAUCGGAUACUAGAGGGCGAUGUAGCAGAACUUUGUCUAUAGUUUCGUCCAUAUCGGCUCUGAUGUCGGGUGUUCAACUGUACAUAUCUGUUUUGUAGUACUGUUUUAUAGAGAGAAUCACGACUGGUGGAAGCUGGCUGGUUGAUCGGUGUUUGUCUUGCCCAUGCCUCUCUCUGGAUGGCUUGGUUUCAUAAUUUGGUGUUUUAUAGAGAGAAAAGACAUCUGCAGAUGGUUUCAUAGUAAUUUUCAGGGCAUUAUGGUUAUUUUACGGCCUGCAGACCGCGACUGGAAAUGUAUUCCCGUAUUUCACGGCACUUAAAUUAGUGGAAGUACCAAACGUAUGGAUUUAAAAGGUAUUCUUAAUGUAUACUGUUACUCCA